Molecule: messenger RNA, 399 nt
Organism: Parnassius mnemosyne (clouded apollo)
Lineage: Eukaryota; Metazoa; Arthropoda; Insecta; Lepidoptera; Papilionidae
Source: the annotation of a GenBank genome assembly
AUGGAGUUCAUCGGCAAGAAAUACAAGAUGGUCUCUUCAGAAAACUUCGACGAUUUCAUGAAGGCUAUCGGCGUUGGUCUUAUCACCCGUAAGGCAGCUAACGCGGUGACGCCUUCAGUGGAAUUGCGCCAGGAUGGUGACCACUACGUGCUGGUCACGUCGUCCACCUUCAAGACCACUGAGGUCAAGUUCAAGCCUGGCGAGGAAAUCGAUGAGGAACGCGCCGAUGGUGCUAAGGUGAAAUCCCUGUACACUUUCGAAGGCAACACCUUAAAGCAGGUGCAGAAGUCCCCUGACGGUAUGGAGGUCACGUACAUCAGAGAAUUCGGACCCGAGGAGAUGAAGGCUGUGAUGACAGCCAAAGACGUCACCUGCACCCGAGUAUACAAAGUCCAAUAA